CCCCUUUCACAAAUAUCAAUUCAAACAAAUUCCAAUUUUGUUCUUACUCUCCAUUCCUCUUUGUCCUUAAUUUCCAUAUCUUAAUUCAAUUUCCACACAAAGAAUUCCUUCGUUGGGAAACAAUUUCUAUAAACCAUUCUGCUUUUUCUUUAGCCUCAUUAUCUUGAAAACCAAGAAAAUAAAUACUUCUUAAUGUAUAACAAUACUACUUGUCUUAAUUUACCAACCAUGUUUCAAUCUUCUCCUCAAGAAGACUUUCUUUCUCGCCGAUGUGUAUGGGUGAAUGGUCCUGUUAUUGUGGGGGCUGGUCCUUCUGGUUUAGCUGUUGGUGCUGGCCUUAAACAACAAGGCGUUCCAUUCAUAAUUCUUGAAAGAGCUAACUGCAUUGCCUCUCUUUGGCAAACCAGAACGUAUGAUCGCCUCAAACUUCACCUUCCUAAACAAUUCUGUCAACUACCCAACUUUCCAUUUCCCGAGGACUUUCCUGAAUACCCGACAAAGUACCAGUUUAUUAGCUAUCUUGAAUCUUACGCGAAACAUUACGAUAUAACGCCACAAUUUAAUGAGACUGUGCAGUCCGCUAAGUAUGAUGAGACUUUUGGCUUGUGGCGGGUCAAAACCAUUUCGAUAAUAACUGGUUCUAUUUCAACUGAAGUGGAGUACAUUUGCCGGUGGCUUGUGGUGGCCACAGGUGAAAAUGCAGAGAAGGUAGUGCCAGAGUUCGAAGGUGUACAAGAAUUUGGUGGCAAUAUUAUGCAUGCCUGUGACUAUAAAUCCGGCCAAAAUUAUAGUGGAAAGCGUGUACUAGUCGUUGGCUGUGGCAAUUCAGGCAUGGAAAUUUCUCUUGAUCUGUGUAAUCACAAAGCAAGCCCAUCAAUGGUGGUUAGAAGUUCGGUUCAUGUCUUGCCUAGAGAAAUAUUUGGAAACUCAACAUUUGAAUUAGCUGUGACAUUGAUGAACUGGCUGCCACUUUGGUUGGUUGACAAGAUACUUUUAAUUCUUGCCUGGUUAAUUCUUGGAAAUCUUGAAAAAUUUGGGCUAAAAAGGCCGUUUAUAGGACCUUUACAACUCAAGAAUUCUGAAGGGAAGACUCCAGUAUUGGACAUUGGUGCAUUAGACAAAAUAAGAUCUGGUCAAAUCAAGGUUGUCCCUGGAAUCAAGAGGUUCUUUAAUGGCAGAGUGGAACUCGUCAAUGGGGAAAAGCUUGAAAUUGAUUCUGUAAUUCUAGCAACUGGAUAUCGUAGCAAUGUUCCUUCAUGGCUAAGGGAAAAUGAAUUCUUUUCAGAAGAUGGGAUUCCCAAAAACCCAUUUCCAAAUGGGUGGAAAGGAAAGGCAGGGCUAUAUGCUGUUGGGUUUACCAGGAGAGGUUUAUCAGGUGCAUCUCUUGAUGCAAUUAGUGUCGCACUUGACAUAGCCAAGAGCUGGAAAGAAGAAACAAAGCAAAAAAAGAAAACAGUUGCUGCUCGUCACAGAAGAUGCAUUUCACAUUUCUGAAGCCAGUUUAAGAACUAAUGAUCAAUUGGUUUUAUUUAUGACUGAUCUGUCAAAAAAGGGAUCAGUUUCAUGUAGAAAAUAAUAAUGUAGAGCACAAGAAAAUUAACACACUAUCCAACAACAAGCCCUCUCCUGAAGAAACCCCAAGACUUGCAAAUAAUUGGGAUUUUAUUUUUCUUUUUUUAAUUUUUUGUACAAAGGAAGAUGAGGCUUAAUAGAGUGUGUACUUAUGUGUAAUUUUUUUCUUAUUUUAUUAAUUUUUUUCAAAUGUACCAUGUGUCAAAAUUUAAUAAUUCAAGUCAAAUAAAAAGGAAUAGUUUCCCCUCUCCAGUAUA
Messenger RNA from Jatropha curcas, 1829 nucleotides. RefSeq names its product YUCCA 3 (gene YUC3). NCBI's taxonomy places the organism in Eukaryota, Viridiplantae, Streptophyta, Magnoliopsida, Malpighiales, Euphorbiaceae. Gene Ontology annotation, molecular function: NADP binding; N,N-dimethylaniline monooxygenase activity; flavin adenine dinucleotide binding. The record is from RefSeq and is a predicted model, not a curated record.